CGCGUGUGGCCGUGCAUGUACGUGCUAAAAACGCAUCGUUGCUCUGCGUCGUAUCGACUGCGAGGUUGCUUGCUUUUGCAGCGGACUCGUUCGAUUGAUCAUUCGCGUAGCGUCGCGAUCUCGCUGUUUCGCGCGAUCGAGCCCUGCGCGCAUAGGGCCGCUAUACGCUUUCUACGACACGAGAUCUAUAGGCUUGCGAUUAAAGAUCAGCUGUGUAAGCCGCAAAACAACGCUUCCGACUCUUCGCUGCACACCAAGACAGUACAUAAGGAGCCAAGUCUGUGGUGCAUUAGCAGCGGCACGCGGGCUCGCGUUCCCGGCCGCUACUGCUCCACCAUAGACUUUAUCAAUGUGCACGCGCACCUAUUUUCGUUGCUUCGUUCCAAGCAAAAUCUCGCGUAGCAGCUGGCCUCUUUCGCUCGUUACCAGUGUCGCGCUUGGGUCCUGCAUGCCCAUUAAUUGCUUUUCGAAUCUAUAUACGCAUGGUACAGCUUUCUCUGCGCCGUAUAAUAAUAUUCCUGCGACUUUUUGUUUCCAUCCAUCGUUGAAAUUGUGUUUUGUGUAUAUACACUCUUGGCUGUCUGUAUCGAGUCUAUGGACCCGCGCGACCUCACACUGGCAUAUGCAACUUACUUACAAACAUCCCUCGCUGCUGUCGCUCAUUUAACCAACUCCACUCCAUUGCUUGUUUUCGGCUCUGUGAAGCUGGGCAUUAUUUUUCGCGUCUUUCUCUCUGUUCAAUACUUCAAUAUUAGUUUGAAACUAAUUAACCUUAUCACUAGUGCUCUACUGCAACAAUUAUGGUUUAACCUAGAAAUAUUUGUAUCCCUAACAAGCCUUACUUGUCAACAAUUCACAUACAGGACAAAAAUGAUCCACUAGUGAUACAUGUCCAGAAUGGCAUGUAACAAGUUUGUGAAAUUGCAUUAGUGACUACUGACUUCAAACAAUGCCAGUAAAUUACAUUUGGCUGCUUGAUUUAGGAUAAACUCUAUCUGUGACCUUUGCGACAUGUGUAGUUUAGUGAAUGUACAACACUGCAGCACUAUAUGUGACCUUGAGUUUUAGCUAUGCUGCUAUAUUUCAAGUUUACCUAGUUAAAUGUGCAUCAUACGAUUGCAAUAACAGUGAUCUAGUGCUUAUAAAUGGGUGAAGUGUCAGAGUUUUCAUGUUCGAGCAAUAAAACUGAGCCUAUAUACUUGACUCGAAUGAAUCUUUUUUUUAAUGGAUAGUGAAUUGUUCAAGAGCAAUUUAAGUUGACCUUUCAUCACAGCUGUACUUCAUAAAGGUCUUAAGUUUUACCAAGUUCAUGUGGAAUGCUCGCGAUAAAUCAAAAGUUAAUUACUCGUCUUAAUCCUAGAAUUUUGAAAAGUUACAUGCAUGUCAGGAACAGGCAGUCUUGGGCGUAAACGCGUUGAGUGGCGUCGUAACGCCAAUACUUGUGUAUUGUACACGUUGUGCUUAAAAAAUUGAGUUAUUUAAUCAAGUGUUUGGUAGCUCAGUAGCUGCCCAGUAUUGCGGAGUGCUGCUUGGGCAUGCAGCAGCCGCAGUCACGCCCUCUUAUUGGGGACUCUGGAUCCUCUUCAACAACCCCCAACACGCGUCGUAAUGGUAACAAUCCUGUGGCGGUUCUUACUCAACAACAGUUCCAACAAAUACAGCAACUCCAAUCUCAAAAUUCUGGUCAACAAUCUGUUACUUUUACUUUACAACAACCUAGCAAUACUCCUCAAGAUGCAACAAAUGUAACGACCACUGGAAAUCAUAUACUGUAUUUGAAUCAGUUGAGCCAAUUAAAUCAGGGCGCCAUAAAUUCAUCGGGGACUGGAAUGGGACUUUCCACGACCACCCCUACUUUUGGGGUUGGUCUAAAUAUGGGAUUGCCUUUAUCACUUUUGAAUACAAAUUUAAACUCUCUAGCUUCUAAUGCCAUAACAACAUCGAAUCAACUUGUAAAUUUAAGCAUUCCCAACAUCAAUUCGGGCUUAACUGCAAUAAAUCCUAGCAUAAAUCAAUUAAGCUCUUUAGGUACAAAUUUAAACUCAAAUUUAACCCCUGAUCCCAUUAGUAACGGGCUUUCAAACAUCAGUCAAGAUUUGGCUGGAAUAAGUAGAUUGGGCACUCUGAAUUCUACCAGUAUUAGUUCAGGAAUAUCUAACAUUAGUACAGGUUUGACCAAUGUCAAUACUAAUCUAAACAAUUUGAAUAAUUCUACUUUAAGUCCAAAUCUUGCCUCUAUAAAUGCUAGUUUAAGUUCCAAUAACUCUGCUGCCAAUUCUCUAAAUACUCUAAAUUCAAACAUCAGUCUAUCAAAUAAUUUGAAUUCAACUUUGAACCAGCAAGGGCUUAACAGAUCAUUAGCUACAAUCGGGAAUUUAAAUCCUACAAGCAGUACUACCCAAUUUCCUUUUCAAACUAUUCAGAGUAUACAAAGUAUUGCCCCUCAUAUUGUUGGUGCAAACCUUACUAAUGUUACGUCUUCAAUAACGCAGAACCAAAGUAGUAUUGCUAAUUCAACUGCUCAAGUUACUGGAUCUUCAAUUAAUUCAUCUUCUACUUUCACAAAUACUCUUGCCUCAACUUCAAAUGUUACUCAUGGAUCUAAUGCUAAUCAACAGUUAAAUACAGCUCAGUUUGGAAUAGUUAAUUCUACUAUUCAGAGUAUAUCAGCAACUCAACUUAAAACAAAUGAAUCCACUCCUUCAAUCAGUAAUUUUUGUCAAUUUUCCACACAACCUUUAAGUCAUACAUCAAAUCAGAACACAAGUUCGAUAAUUCCAAACAUAAAAACAAUGCAAAACAUACAGAGUCAAGCAGCUACUUCUCCAAGUAGUCCAUUUUCUAUGCCUUUAAAAAGUCCAUCAUCCUCUAAUAUCACACCUCCUACACCAAGUCCAAGUCCUAAUAGCAGAGUUGUGCUACGAAGUCCUGCUCCUAAUUCUAUACAAGCUAGAAACAGUCCAAGUCCAGUUGCCUCAUCUACAGGUAAUUUCAACAUUCAAUUGCAACAGAGCCCAAUGCAAAGCCCAGUUAGCGUUGGUCAAAUUCAAAGUCCCAUUCCUAGUCCGUAUGCACCUGCCAAAAGCCCUCAUCUUUUGGGAGCUGGAUCAUCACUGAACAAUAAGAGUCCUGUACCUGGUGGCAGUCCAGGUCCCCCAGUCGUGAGGCCUAACACGCCUAUUUUACAGCCAGGAAUGCAAGUUCUUCAAAUAAUACAGGGUCCCCAGGGUUACCAACAAGCUACUCAACAGCUUGUCACUCGAGCUCAAUUAUUUGGUAAUCAACAAAUUCAAAUUACAAAUAAGCCAAAUAAGCAACCACCACAAAUUUUACCGAAGCCACCAAUACAACAAAAUAAUGUAGUCAACCAACAAAAACCAAGAGUAUCGACUUCAAUAAAUAAUCAGGUACAGCAACAGUCUCAAAGUCAAAUUAUUUUCACGAGUCCUCCACAAAAUCAACAAACACAAAACAUGAUGCAACCUCAAGUUGUGUUGAAUCAGGUUUUACCUUCAACUGGGCACCAAGUGCUUGGUUUGCAAUCUGGCCUACAGUUACUGUUGAGGCCAAAUACUCAACAACAAACUCAUCCUACACAGUUGCCUGCUCAACCAAUUUUGAGAGUCGUUACGGCUCCAAAUAUGCAAUUGCAAGGUCUUGGACCAACUUUCUUUGCUGUACCUAAUGGGUUUUCAUCACCUGCUACUCCUGUAAUUCGACAAACACCUACGAGUUCUGCUCCAUCUAAUACCAGUAAUAACAAUUCGAUUGUGCUGCAAAAUGCCGUGGUGCAAAAUUCACAGAACCAGAUAUCUCAAUCGAAUCCUAUUAAUGCAGCGGCAAAUGUUCAAAGUUCUCAAACAAUAUUAAAUCAGAAUCUUCUUCCUCCGCCAAAGAAAAAAACGAAAAAGAAGAAAAAGUCCAAGAAAAAAGAAGAUGAGCUACCGAAACUUGACCUUGCAAGUAUAAUGAAAAUAUCAGGAAUUGGAGAUGAUGAUGAUUUAUUUGAUGGUGACUUCGGGCCUGAAGCAGAAAAACCGUCUUUAGUUGAGAAUAAUGUACAAAACAAUUCGUUUGUUACAGUUCCAACUUCUACGACCCAAAGUGUUACACAAACUUUAAAUCAACAAAACAUAGCUUCACAAAAAGUUCUUCAACAAAAUGUUGUUCAACCAAAUAUUCUUCAACAAAAUGUUGUUCCUCAAAACGUCGUUCAACAAAAUAUUCAUCAAAAUGUUAUCCAACAAAAUGUUUCUCAGCAAACACCAACAACAAACCUUCCAAGUAAUCAAACGCUAUGCGUUCAAGAUAAUUCAAGUCAAUCAAGUGCUCAACUCCAAUCACCCAUUAGUGGUCAAUUGAGAUUAGCUAUAGGUGAAAAUGGUCAAUUUAUCUUGCAUCACACACCGGAUCCUAAUCACCCUAAUGAAAUUGAUCCAGCUACUGCUCAAGCCUUACUCAAGUCAUUAACUCAAGGAGGUGGACAAAAUGCACAAAUAAUAGCCCAAUUGAUUGCGCAGUCUCAAGCUAUACAAAAUGCACAAAACAAAAAUAACGUUAUCAAUAAUAAUAAAUUGACAAUUGUCAAGCCUUCUGUUACCAAUAAUUUGCGUACGACUCCGAUUACUAACACAUCAAACCAGCAAGUAACAAAGCAAAUUAUUUGUCAACAAUUACAAGUUAAUACAAGUUCUAGUAAUUCUCAAAAUUUCAAUAGUUCUAAUACUUUGCAAAAUUCAAAUCAAAAUGUUGUACAAACUCAAAAAAAUAUAGUAGUAUCUCGAAAAGUAUUUGAUACUAAAAAGCAAGUUGUUGCCAAAACUAGUAUUUGUCAGAGAGUUGGAAAUCAAAUUGUGAAUCAGAUAACUCAUAAUCAACAGCAAACAGCCAAUGCUCAACAAGUUAAGUGUAAUCAAAUAAAAGGAAAGAAUGCUAUCAUUAACGUAAGUCAGCCACAAAAUAUACGAACAAACAUCUCUCAGAUUCAAAAACCCAUGCAGAUUUGUGGACCUACUCAACAAAAUAUUCAAGUAUUAAAAAAUCCUCAAAGUCAAACGAAUCAAGUUAACGUUCAAGAAGACGGUAAAUUUAGUUUAUUACAAAAUCAAGUUAUUUUGAAUCCAAAUGCAACGCAAAAUUUGAAUUCUCAUCAAAGGCAAGCUCAAACAUUUCAACAAAUUUUUGAUAGUUUACAGUCUAAUGUUUCACGGCAAAAUGCUGACGGCAUCAAAAUCGAAACAGCAAAUGUUCUACAAAAUUCUACGAAUAAUGUACAGCAAUCUCAACCUCAAACUUUGAAUUUCAUUCAACAGAAUGCGGAAAAUAAUACUUCAACAAAUGAUCAUAGUCUACAGCUCGGAUCUGAUGUUCAAUUAACCCAACAACAAACUAUUCAAACAAAUUCUAAUAUUCAAAGACAGCAAAAUACAAAGCCCAAUAAUAUGUUAGGAAGUAACAUCACACUUGAUCAACGUCAGAAUGUUCCGACCAACAUAUUAAUAUCAAAUUCUUCUGUGCCAAUUGAACAGUCACAGCAACUUAAAUUGGAAACCAAAAAUUUGUGCAAUUUGAGUACUUCGGCUUUAUCUAUUUUCAAUGGUGCACCAAAAUUUACAACAGAAAUUCUUAAUGCCUUGAAACAUUUAAAUCCAAAUGAUCAGUUACUCAUUGCAACUGCCAAUGGACAAAUGCAAGUAAUUAGUCAGCAAAUAUUACAACAAUUUUUGUAUGCACAAAUCCAAGCACAAAAUCAAGCCCUAAACCAACAACAACAACAACAACAACAACAACAACAACAACAACAACAAAAUUCAACAUCUAACUUAGCUAUAAAGGAUGUUGAUGCAAACAAUCCAAAUACCCCAGAAGUUCAAAUUAAUACACCAACCGGUCAAAUCAUUGUAAAUACUUCUCAAGCUCCUACAAUACAAAAUAACAUACGAAAUAUUGUUGUUCAGACAUCUUCAUCACAGAUUCCACAAAGUAUUCAAAUUCAAAAUUCUAGUUUUCCUAAUCAAUUUUUAGAUCAAUUGAAUCAACAGCAACGUAAUAAUAUUAGCGUUAGCAGUGGUAACAGUUUGAAUUCAACAAGUCACAAUACAGUAACAAAUCAAGCAAUCUCACAAAAGAAAGUCAAAGCAACGAAAAAAGCUAAAAUUAUGGUGCAACAAACAAUGAAAAUUAUAAACGCUACCAAACCUGUUACAACCGUAACUGUUAGUUCUACUGAAACAGUAAUUAUGACACAAGCCAGCCCAAUUCAAACUGCACAGUCGUCAUUGACUGUAUCUAAUCCCACAAUAUCCAGGCUAAAUCAUCAAAGUGAUAAAUCACCGACUUUCGUUGUUCAUGCGACGGGUGAAAUAAAGACAGAACAAACUCAAUGUAUGAAUUUCAAUGGGCAUAUUUCUCAAAUAUCAGCCGCGUCUAAUCAAAUGAUACCAACUUUACACUUGACUCCACAAAAGCAACAAUUAUUAGCAGUUACCCAAGCUCAAAUUCGAGGUAUGUUACAAAAGCAAUCACAUUCACCAUCGGAGCAGGUUGUGCUAAGUAAACUGUGUCAGGAGCAGGCACGAAUUUUAUCAAGUGGAAAAGUUAUCAACAAAAGUACUCUACCCCUUAUACCGGAAUCCACAAAAACUUUGAAUAUAAAUGUGACUGCAUCAAAUGCAUCGGAUCCAACUAAUGUUCCAUGCAUAACGUCUACUAAGCAAUCGUUAACGAUUGUACAAACGCAGACCACGAAUUCUUGCCAAACUUCAACUCUUCCGGCAGAUUCGGUCAGUUAUCAAUCUAAUGCACCGACUUCGAAUUUAUAUAUGCAGAGUACUGAUGUUAGUUCUCCACAAUCAUCUUCGAUUCAGCAAAAGCAGCAGCAGCAGCAAAUUUCUUUCAACCCAUCGACCGCUAAGCAAUUGGCACAACCAAUCCAAAUGGAAAAUUUGCAGUCGCUUAGUUUACCCAGUAUAAACUAUACAGCUAGCUCUAAUUCAGCGAUUACGAUUGAAGUUCCAAAUAUACCUGUCACUCAGUGCGAACCCGAGGAUGUAAAACCAUUAUUAAAUGAAAGUAAAAUGUUGACUUGUUGUCCAAGAUUACCUACACCCGCCGCAGCCACGCAACCACGAGCUGGGCCGUCACUUGCAGGUCAAGUUACGCCACCGAAUCUUAAUCAGGCAGCGGUAAGCAUUCAAAAUCAAUCUACGAUUUCUGAGAGGAUGGUUGUUAGUCCAAAAAGAGCAAUUAAAAGAUCAUAUAGUGCGAGUCCUGAACGAAUACUGGAUAAUCGUAGAGAAUUGUUUACGAAACAAAUAAAAUUAGAUCAAGAUGCUGCUCUGAAUCCAGAUAUCAAAACUCCAUUCAAAGAUGAGGAAGAUGCCUGCAGUAGGCUUUUGAAAUAUCACUGUUUUUAUGAACCAGAGUUUAAUAAAAAUGAUAAAGUUGAAGAUGUUUUUGAGGAAAGUGCUAAACAUCUGCUUAAUAAAUAUAAUUCCAUGAUAGGCAAAUACAAUUAUCUCUUGAUGGUGGACAGCACGAGAGAAACGAGACCUGCAGAAUUGACAAUGAUCGAAAGAAUGCUGCUGAAUGAGGAAAGGGACUUGAGCAUCGCAGAAAAAGAAAAAGCCGCAGCUGAGAAGCUAGCUGAAGAAGCUCGUAAGCAAGAGGAAAGACUUGAACUUGAAGCAGGUUUAUUUGAUGAUUUAAACAAUAGUAUAGGCGACAAUCAUCUACGUGAUGUAUUAGAUUCAAAUGAUGCUUCGAUAAGAUCUAAUGAAUAUGAUGAAUGGGAUGAGAUUCAAAAAGAAGUCGCUCAGCAACAAAAACAAAUGGAUACAUAUCAGGCUGAUAGAGAUCUUGUCAAUGGCGAGGUAUUGAACGUGGCCAAUGAACUCGAACGUGGUUUACUUGAAGAUAGUGAAAGUUUAGAUGAAUUAUCGUUAUUCGCGCAGGCGGGUCAGUUGAGAAAUGAACUCCCUCAGCUGCAUCAACUCCAACAACAUGCACAGAUGCAGCAGCAUCAGCUUCAGCAUUCGCAACUACAACAGCCACAGGCACAGUUGCAAUUGCAGCAGAUUCAACAGCAAAUGCAACAUCAGCCACAGCUGCAACAACAGCAGCAUCGGCCACCACAACAACUACAGACUCCAACACAACGUUUUUCUGCCCCUGUUGAACCGGACGCCAUUCACGCGCAAGUACAGUCUGCCAUUGAGAGCAUUUUAAGCUUGAAAAAACGUUCCGCCAGUGCCCCCCAGGAUCAGCCCGAAACUGGGGAUAUGAUUCACGACCAAACAGUCCAAUAUAGUAGUAUUCUUGGUUCGUGACCCUCUUCAAGUAGAGUUUUUUAACCCGUCUUUGCACGUGGUUCAUUUACGACUUAUAUUUGGAAGGACGUCAAAAUAUUACAGAGUACCCCCACCGAGGUCUCUUCUUUAAUCUCCGUGCUUUCAUUUUGAUGAUCUUGUAAUUAGUUUUGUACAAAUAAUAAAUUGAUAAAAGCAUCACAUUAGAAUGAUAUUUUGUCAGGUUAUCGUGUAAGCUUCGUCGAGCUAUCGAGCAUAUUCUUAUGUGCAUUUAGGUAAUCGUGAUUAUCCCGGCUAUCAAUAGAGAUGAACUCUGCUAGUUUCGAGGAAAUUGUAAAUAUGUUUUUAAUUCGUAUCUUUGUACGUACGCAUGAAUUUAUAAAUGUACUAUCCUAUACACGAUCACUUGUAAGUGUAAAUUUAUUUAUACAUAUGUAUAUUUAUAGAUAAAAAUUAUUAGCAUAAUAAUAAUAAUAAUAAUAAUAAUAAG
Trichogramma pretiosum is the source of this 8796-nucleotide messenger RNA. RefSeq lists its product as uncharacterized. Gene Ontology annotation, biological process: positive regulation of DNA-templated transcription. The record is from RefSeq and is a predicted model, not a curated record. Gene Ontology annotation, cellular component: SWI/SNF complex. The transcript is spliced from 14 exons. Lineage: Eukaryota; Metazoa; Arthropoda; Insecta; Hymenoptera; Trichogrammatidae. Bases 1536 to 8327 code for a protein of 2263 amino acids.